Molecule: messenger RNA, 2412 nt
Organism: Akanthomyces muscarius
Lineage: Eukaryota; Fungi; Ascomycota; Sordariomycetes; Hypocreales; Cordycipitaceae
Exons: 2
Coding region: 1-2412 (803 amino acids)
Biological process (GO): fungal-type cell wall biogenesis; transmembrane transport
Source: RefSeq, a predicted model, not a curated record
AUGCGGUCCUUUUUCAAGGCGCCGCUGCUGCUGCUCGCAGCCGUUACCACCCUCUUGGCACCCGCCCAUGCCCAGAAGAGGCUCGAGUCGCUCGCUCUGAGCACCUGCCAGGACAACUCGGGCUUCUCUGCCUCCCGCUUCAAAGUCGUCUUCACUCCCAACAACAACACCGCCUUUGUCUCCAUCGUCGCGACCUCGUCCAUCCAUGGCUAUGUCAACUUUGACGUGACUGUCACCGCCUACGGCUAUCAGAUUAUCAAACAGACCGUCGAUCCCUGCAAGACAUCCCUCUCCGGCCUCUGCCCCAUGGUUGCUGGCAAGAUUCCCCUCGACCUUAACCUCGCCCUCGGCGACGGCGUCGCCACUCAGAUUCCCGGAAUCGCCUACGCCAUCCCCGAUCUCGACGCCAAGGUCCGCGUAGUUAUCAACUCCACCGACGGCUCCGGUGCUAUCGCCUGUGUCGAGGCCAACAUUUCCAACGGAAAGACGGUCGACUUGGCUGGAGUCAAAUGGGCCACGGCCGUUAUUGCUGGCCUCGCCCUCAUCUCCUCUGCCAUUGUCAACGGUCUCGGUCAAUACAACACUGCUGCCCACGUUGCCGCCAAUUCGCUUUCGCUCUUUGGUUACUUUCAGUCUCAGGCCAUUGUCGGUCUCACCAGCGUCAAGAUGCCCCCUAUCGUCAUGGCCUGGACGCAGGAUUUUGUGUGGUCUCUUGGUAUUAUUCGUGUCGGCUUUCUCCAGGACCUCACCACUUGGUAUCAGCGCGCUACUGGCGGCACCCCCUCCACCAUUUUCGACACCUUGCUCACCCGCUCCGUUCAAGUCCAAAAGAGAGGUCUCGCAAUCGCUGAGGAUACCGUCAACACCGGCGUCGACAUGUUUAAUCGCGCCGUCGCCAUGGCUCCCAAGGUUGUUCAAACCUUUGCGAAGCGAGCCAAUAUCGAGACUAGCCAAGGCACCUACAUUGUCUAUGGAAUUCAGCGUGUUGCUUUCCGCGCCAAGAUUGAGACAACUAAUCUCUUCAUGACUGGCCUCAUCUUCUUUGUCUUUUUUGCCAUCUUCACCGUUCUCGGCGUCGCUGCUUUCAAGGGUAUUUGUGAGCUUCUCGCCAAGAAUCAGGUCAUGAAGAACGAUCGUUUCCUCGACUUCCGCAACGGCUGGCUCACUGUUCUCAAGGGCAUCCUCUACCGUGUCGCGCUGCUUGGAUUUCCCGGUGUCACUCUUCUCUGCCUGUGGGAAUUUACCCAGAUUGAUUCGCCCGCCGAGGUUGUUUUGGCCGUCGUUUUCCUCAUCGGUCUCAUCGUCACCCUCGGCUGGGGUGCCAGCAAAGUGAUUCGCAUUGCCCGCCGCUCCAUCGCCAUGCACAAGAACCCGGCCUACAUCCUCUUCUCGGACCCCCAGGCUCUUAAUCGCUGGGGUUUCCUUUACAUGCAAUUCCGCGCGUCCGCUUACUACUUUAUCGUACCUGUUCUCGUGUACGCUCUCGCCAAGUCCAUGGUCGUUGCUUUUGGCCAGCGCAACGCCGUCGCCCAGGCUAUCUGCCUGCUUGUUGUCGAAGUUGGCGCCCUCAUCGCCGCCUCUGUAAUGAGACCCUGGAUGGAUAAGCCCACUAACUCAUUCAACAUUGCCAUCUGCGUCAUCAACUUCCUCAACGCCGUUUUCCUCCUCAUCUUUUCGGACAUCUUCGGCGCUCCCCCGCUCAUGAUUGGUGUCAUUGGCGUCGUUCUCUUUGUUCUCAACGCCGCCUUCUCUCUCAUCCUGCUUCUCAUGGUCAUUAUAUCCACUACCAUCAGCUUUAUCCGCAAGAACCCCGACGCCCGCUACCAGUACAUGGCCGAUGACCGUGCUUCAUUCAUGAAGUCGCAAACCCAACUCAACGGCAACACCGAGCUCGAUGCUCUCGGUGCCACCGCGCGUGGUGAUAAGAUGGGAGGCUACAAGGCUCCGCUGGACCUGGACGACGACCACGAUUCUCUUCUCGACGCCGGCCGAAGGGAUCCUUUCGCGUCUCACAACGCGUCAACGACCUCGUUCCACCAGGCUGGCCAGGGUCCCAGAUCGCCCGUCAACCCCUCGAUGCCCCUGUUCCCUGGUUCCCGAUCUGAGAGCCCAUUCCGUUCCCAGUCGCCAAACCCGUCCCAACCCAAUCCCUACGGUAGCCAGGCGUCCCUGGGACCUGUGCCACAAAGAGGACCCAUUCCCAACCGUGGGCCAUCUCCUCAACAGGGCCGCGCACCGUCGCCACAGAUGAACCGCGGGCCGUCUCCGCAAAUGCAGAACCGCGGACCUUCUCCCCAGAUGCAGAGCCGGGGGCCUCCUCCACAGCAGCUUCCUCCGCCCCCUGGCCAGGGCAACUAUAGACAGCAAAACUCGUCCAGUCCCUGGCAGCGUGGAGCUGGAUACGACCACUGA